CCUCCGUCCGUCUGUCCGUGCAGCGGGCGGGGGUCGCGGGGUGGGGUCGACGCGGGUUCGAGACCCGGCCAUGGCGGCGGCGGCCGCUCGGUGGCCCUGGGCCCUGCUGUGCCUGGCGGCGGCCCCGCUGUUGUGCCCCGCGGCGGCCGGCUUGUCUUGUUGUUACCAUGCAAAGGACAAUUUAAUGUGCCGUGAUGUCUGUGAACAGAUUUUGUCUUCUAAGAGUGACUCCCGUUUGAAGCACUUACUGCAGCGAGCCCCUGAGUAUUGUCCAGAAUCAAUGAGAGAAGUGUGGAGUUGUAUAAAUUCUUCUUUGCCAGGAGUUUUGAAGAAGUCUGAUGGGUGGGUUGGUUUAGGCUGCUGUGAGCUGGCUAUUGCUGUGGAGUGUCGGCAAGUGUGUAAGCAGGCCUCUGCAAAAAAUGAUGUUUUAAAGGUCUGCAGGAAGGAAUACGAGGAGGUUGGCCAGUAUGGGUUGAAGGAGAACGGGAGAGGAAAGGUAAGAGACUCAGUUCUUUUAUCUUUCACUACUUCUUCCAGCUUUCUGCUAUCCUGUUCAUCUUCCUCUAAAAAGAAGAAUGCUCUCUUUAGUUGUAUUAACAGAAAUGAAAUGGGGUCAGUCUGUUGCAGCUAUGCGGGUCACCACACCAACUGCCGGGAAUAUUGCCAAGCAAUUUUUCGGACAGACUCCUCUCCUGGUCCUUCACAAAUUAAAGCAGUUGAAAAUUACUGUGCAUCUAUUAGCCCUCAGCUUAUACACUGCGUGAAUAACUACACACAGUCAUAUCCAAUGAGAAACCCUACAGACAGUUUGUAUUGCUGUGAUAGAGCAGAAGACUAUGCCUGUCAGGCUGCUUGUAAAAGAAUUCUUAUGUCAAUGAAAACUGAGCUUGAAAUUGUUGAUGGACUUAUAGAAGGCUGUAAAACCAUGCCUCUCCCUCAGGACCCACUUUGGCAAUGUUUUCUUGAGAGUUCCAGAUCUGUUCACCCAGGAGUCACUGUGCACCCCCCACCUUCAACGGGCCUUGAUGGAGCUAAGCUCCAUUGCUGUUCCAAAGCAAAUUCUUCCACAUGUAGAGAGCUCUGCACUAAACUUUAUAGCACGAGCUGGGGCAAUUCACAGAGCUGGCAAGAAUUUGAUCGCUUUUGUGAGUAUAAUGCAGUUGAAGUUUCCAUGUUGACCUGUUUAGCAGAUGUACGAGAACCUUGUCAGCUGGGCUGUAGAAAUCUUACUUACUGCACUAAUUUUAAUAACAGACCAACAGAACUUUUUAGAAGCUGCAAUACUCAGUCAGACCAGGGAGCCAUGAAUGACAUGAAGCUAUGGGAAAAAGGGAGUAUUAAGAUGCCAUUCAUAAAUAUUCCUGUGCUUGAUAUUAAAAAAUGCCAACCAGAAAUGUGGAAGGCAAUUGCCUGUUCCCUGCAGAUUAAACCUUGUCACAGCAAAUCUAGAGGAAGUAUUAUCUGCAAAUCAGAUUGUGUGGAAAUACUGAAGAAGUGUGGAGAUCAUAAUAAAUUCCCUGAAGGCCACUCAGCUGAGAGUAUUUGUGAGCUCUUGUCUCCAACAGAUGACCUGGAGAACUGUAUACCUUUGGAUACUUACCUGAGCCCAAGUUCUUUAGGCAACAUUGUAGAAGAUGUUACGCAUCCAUGUAAUCCAAAUCCAUGUGCAGCUAAUCAGCUAUGUGAAGUAAAUAGAAAAGGAUGUCAGUCUGGAGAGCUGUGUCUUCCAUAUUUGUGUGUGCCAGGCUGCAAACUGGGAGAAGCCUCCGAUUUUAUUGUCCGUCAAGGCACACUUAUCCAAGUUCCAUCCUCAGCUGGUGAUGUUGGGUGUUACAAGAUUUGUACCUGUGGACACAGUGGAUUGCUGGAGAACUGUAUGGAAAUGCAUUGUGUUGACCUCCAGAAAUCAUGCAUUGUUGGAGGACAAAGAAAAAGCCAUGGAACGUCCUUUAAUAUAGAUUGCAAUGUCUGUUCCUGUUUUGCUGGAAACUUGAUUUGUUCUACACGUCAGUGUCUAACUGAGCACAGUUCAGAGGACGAACGUCGGAAGUUUACAGGUUUGCCCUGUAACUGUGUGGACCAGUUUGUCCCAGUCUGUGGCCAGAACGGGCGCACGUAUCCCAGCGCGUGCAUAGCUCGCUGCGUUGGCCUCCAGGACAACCAGUUUGAAUUCGGAUCGUGUAUUUCCAAGGAUCCUUGCAACCCAAACCCUUGUAAUAAAAAUCAAAGGUGCAUACCAAAGAAACAAGUUUGCUUGACCAGUUUUGAGAAGUUCGAAUGUAGCCAGCAUGAAUGUGUGCCAAGGCAGUUAAAUUGUGACCAGACACGGGAUCCUGUUUGUGACACAGACAAUGUGGAAUACACUAACUUGUGUACUUUGUACCAAAAAGGAAAAAGUUUAGCAUACCGAGGACCAUGCCAGCCAUUCUGCAGGUCGGUGGAGCCUGUGUGUGGGCACAACGGGGAGACCUACGGCAGCGUCUGUGCCGCCUACUCCGACCGCGUGGCCGUGGACUACCACGGGCCCUGCCAGGCCGUGGGCGUGCUCUCCGACUAUGGCUUCCACUCCGAGUGCGCCUUCGUCAAGUGUCCCCAGCUCUCUGCCAUGGGCUGCAAGCCCGUCAUUGCGCCAGGAGCCUGCUGUCCACUAUGUGCUGGAAUGCUGAGAAUCUUAUAUGACAAAGACAAGCUGGAUAAUUUUGCAAGGGUAACAAAUAAAAAGCCAAUAACAGUACUUGACAUACUUGAAAAAAUCCGCCUGCAUGUGUCAGUGCCACAGUGUGAUGUGUUUGGAUACUUAAGCAUAGAAUCCGAAAUUGUGAUUCUCAUCAUUCCUGUGGAUCAGAACCCCAAACCACUGCAGAUUGAAGCCUGCAAUAAAGAAGCAGAAAAGAUCGAGUCCCUGAUCAAUUCAGACAGCCCAACAUUAGCAUCACACGUGCCACUGUCAGCUCUAAUUGCAUCUCAAGUACAAGUUUCAUUUAGCAUUUCUUCUGCUUCUGCUCAAGUGGUGCCUGCUCUGCACUCCCUGUUCAUAAGCUUUCCAUUCACCUUGUCAUCAGCAUUGAUAUAUUAUAUAUAACUGCUUGGGAAAUAUGCAUGAGCAUUGUGGCAUUUAUAUUGUGAAGGACAUUUGGAGUUGUUGAUCACUGAAACAGAAAACAAAAAAACAUGCAAGAUUUUAUGAACUUAUAUUUUUCAAUGAAGAACUAGAAGUAUUUGAAUAAUGUGAAAAGAUUAUUCUCUUAGUCAUAACUAGUCAGAUGACUGUUUCAGCACCAUUAGAUUGUUUCCCAUGGAUCUUGGAAACAUAAAUAUGCUCUGGAAGGCUCUGACAUUACGGAUUUAUGAUUUUGAGGAGAAGUGAUCGUAUAGGGCUUUUUCAGCAAUGAACUAAACAGUGUUUUGAGUUUACUGAAGAAUGCUAAUUUUAUAUUAUUCAGAUGCAUAUCAGUGACAACGAAAGCAUGCACCUAUUUUAAACAUCAUUUUUGGAAGAAACAGAUUGCUGCUACUUAAUUACCUUACCAAAAAUGUAAGAGUUUAUUCUCAUGUAAAUAUGCUUUCAUAUUUUAUUAUGAAGAAAACUAACUAGCCCUGGGCCUAUUUCAGUAGACGUCUUUCCUUGGACUAGGGAAGACUUGCAGGACAUUGGGUUCACUGCUUGUAAAAUGACAAUCAAGCUCUAUGCUAGUACCUGACUUCAGUGAAGAGAUGUGUUCUUUUUAUAGUUUUGUACAUUUCAGAAUCUCAUAUUGGAUGCAAAAUUAUAAAGAAUCUCAGUAUCUAUAUUUAAGUGCCAUUUAAAAUAUUGCAGUAUUUGCAUGUUAUCUAAUGAAAUUUAUACUUUAAAUGUUUAUACAAACAGUAUGUUUUAUUACUUAUUGCAUUUUAUGCACCUGACUUUACUCUACAUGAAGUAUUUUAUAUCAGUAUUAUGAUAGCCAAGUUUUGAAGUAUAUACAGAAAAACUUAUUUUUGCCAAAACGCUGAACUUUGAAAGAAAGCACUGAAAACCUUUUGAAGAUAUAUGUUGUAGCAUGUUUGUAACAAUUAUUUUCUGCUAAAUCUUUUAAAUGCAAAAGUAUUAAAGCUUUUUAUUUUAAUAAA
This is a messenger RNA of Corvus hawaiiensis (hawaiian crow), 4110 nucleotides long. RefSeq names its product reversion inducing cysteine rich protein with kazal motifs (gene RECK). NCBI's taxonomy places the organism in Eukaryota, Metazoa, Chordata, Aves, Passeriformes, Corvidae. The record is from RefSeq and is a predicted model, not a curated record. Bases 71 to 3082 code for a protein of 1003 amino acids. Gene Ontology annotation, biological process: sprouting angiogenesis; blood vessel maturation; extracellular matrix organization. Gene Ontology annotation, cellular component: plasma membrane. The transcript has 23 exons. Gene Ontology annotation, molecular function: metalloendopeptidase inhibitor activity; protein binding.